AUGCUCACAUCUCUGGAAGGCGUUCAUUUACCCCUGAGGCGCCCAAGGCGUGAGGCUGGUGCCCAGCUGGGAUUUCGGAGCUCUCCCAGCCUGGCUGAGCCCCCGGGAGAGCCCGGGGCAGUUUCCAGGCACAAGCCCUGCUCAGCACGGGUGGAUGCCGGCUCAGCUCCCCCUCCCCACGCCCGGCUCCAGCUCCUGCUGCGGGACCACAUCGUCUCAGUUCACAGGGAUAACGGGUGGAAACAGCCUAGAGACACCUGCUCAGCGAAGCAGCCAGGGAUGGAACAGAUGCAUGAAAACCCGAGUGAAAUUGCUGCCAACAAAGUGCAGGAGUUCCUGCAGCUCGAGAACAUCGUCUCCAAGCACAGCUCGCAGUUCCGGGGCAACGCUCAGCACGACGCGCUGGAGUUCCUGCUCUGGCUGCUGGACCGAAUGCACGAGGACCUGGGCGCCGCCUCCCCCGCCCAGCAGAGCCGCGGCCCCACGCAGCCUGCCAAGGACAGGAGCAGCAGUGCCAGCACGUCCCCCCCAGGCACCCAGCACCCCCAUGGGCAGAGCUUCGUGCAGAGCCACUUUGAGGCCCAGUACAGGUCGUCCCUGACGUGCCCUCACUGCCUGAAGCAGAGCAACACCUUCGACCCCUUCCUGUGCAUCUCCCUGCCCAUCCCGCUGCGCCAGACCAGGGCUCUGAACGUCACGCUGGUGCUGCAGUGCGAGCGCUGGCGCUUCGUGCGGGUGGGCCUGGCCGUGCCGCUGCUGGGCACCGUGGCGGACCUGCGGGCCAUGGUGGCGCGGGAGGGCCGCAUCCCCCCGGAGCAGGUGAUCCUGGCCGAGGUGUCCCCGCGGGGCUUCCUGCGCUCGCUCUCCGACCCCGAGGCGCUGCGGGCGGCCGGAGAGGCCGCGCCCGUCUACGCCUUCCAGCCGCCGCCCGCCCGCCGCGCAGCGCGCCUGCUGCCCAGCACCGCCCGCUCCUCCGACUGCCUGCACCGCGCACCCGGCAGCCGCAUCCUGCUGCUGCUCUGCAACACGGCGGGCACGGGGCCGCAGCUCACCAGGUUCGGGCCGCCGCUGGUGCUGCGGGAGGAGCGCAGCGUCUCCUGGGAGCAGCUCCAGCAGAACAUCCUGGCCCAGCUGAGGGGGGUCCUGCGGGGAGAGGUCCGGCCUCAGGGCACGGGAGUCCUUUUCCGGAUCCGCCUGGCAGGGGGCCCGGCCCCCUGUACCUACCUGUCCCCUCAGGAUCCUCGUCCCCUCUGCCACCCUGCCGUCGACAGGGCCCUGCAGCUAAGUGGGGCUGGGGGCCCUCCCCACGUGAGGCUGACGGUGGAGUGGGACAUGAGCACCAAAGAGCGGCUGUUCGGAAGCAUCCAGGAGGAGGUGGUGCAGGACGCGGAGAGCGUGCGGUGGCAGCAGCAGGUGCACGGGCAGCAGCACAGCUGCACCCUGGACGAGUGCUUCCAGCUCUACACCAAGGAGGAACAGCUGGCCCCAGACGAUGCCUGGCGCUGCCCGCACUGCAAGGUGCCCCAGCAGGGCACGGUGAAGCUCAGCCUGUGGACGCUGCCCGAGAUCCUCAUCAUCCACCUGAAGCGCUUCCGGCAGGUGGCCGAGCAGCGGCACAAGCUCACCACGCUGGUGAGGUUCCCGCUGCGGGGGCUGGACAUGGCCCCGCACGUGGCACAGCGGGGCCAGCCCGGGGGGCAGCUCCUGGGGCGCUGGGCGCCCUGGCAGCCCUCCCUGCGCCUGCCCCCGGGCUGCCCCCGCGAGCACCUGUACGACCUGUACGCCGUCUGCAACCACCACGGCAGCAUGCAGGGCGGCCACUACACCGGUGAGCGGGGACGCUGGGGACGGGGGCAUGUGCCACGGGGCAGGGCAGGGCAGAGGGGAGCUGGGGUGCAGGGGACAUGCAGGAUGGCAUUGCAGCCACCCCAGGGCAGGCAGGGCACCGGGACGUGCCCCCGGCACCAUCCCUUUCCCCCAGUGCGUCCCCGCACCAUAGCGCUCCUGCCAGCUUUUGUACGGGGCUCUACCCCACCGCCGGCGGUUUCUAUUAAAGACACGUGA
Messenger RNA from Ficedula albicollis (Collared flycatcher), 2064 nucleotides. It is a transcript of the gene USP43, whose product is annotated as ubiquitin specific peptidase 43. The record is from RefSeq and is a predicted model, not a curated record. Gene Ontology annotation, biological process: protein deubiquitination. The transcript is spliced from 13 exons. NCBI's taxonomy places the organism in Eukaryota, Metazoa, Chordata, Aves, Passeriformes, Muscicapidae. The coding region runs from base 1 to 2064 and encodes 687 amino acids. Gene Ontology annotation, molecular function: cysteine-type deubiquitinase activity.